Molecule: messenger RNA, 2333 nt
Organism: Doryrhamphus excisus (bluestripe pipefish)
Lineage: Eukaryota; Metazoa; Chordata; Actinopteri; Syngnathiformes; Syngnathidae
Gene: mlec
Product: malectin
Cellular component (GO): membrane
Molecular function (GO): carbohydrate binding
Source: RefSeq, a predicted model, not a curated record
GCUAGCAGCCUGUGUGGAUGCACACAUUUUGAAUGAAAGUCGUCAAGUGUGGCAUGCAGAAACCUCUACCAUCUGACAGCAUAUGAAAGCCGAAAUUACUGUUCGGUUUAUGUGUAUUUAGGAGGACUUUAUCACCAUUGCUUGGCUUACACUUUCACAAAAUUUAUUCCCUCGCAAAACGAGAAGGACCGGGCUGCGUGUGACUAUGCAGCGGCUCGCGGCGCAGCUGUUCACCGGGCUGGUUGCAAUGGUGAUGUCGGUGCUGGUCGUGCAGUGUUGGGCAGACGGCGGCGGCCCCAACCUCGCCGAAAGGGUUAUCUGGGCUGUCAAUGCCGGAGGGGAAUCGCAUGUUGAUGUGCACGGCAUUCACUUCAAAAAGGACCCUUUAGAAGGAAAAGUCGGUAAAGCAUCUGAUUACGGAAUGCGUCUGCCGAUCCUUCGCUCCAGUCCCGAGGACCAAGUACUCUACCAGACAGAACGCUACAACGAAGACACUUUUGGAUAUGACAUACCAAUUCGGGAUGAAGGCGACUAUAUACUCGUAAUGAAGUACGCAGAAGUUUACUUUGCGCAGUCACAGCAAAAGGUAUUUGACGUCCGGCUAAACGGCCAUGUGGUUGUGAAGGACCUAGAUAUCUUUGAGCGUGUGGGUCACAGUACUGCACAUGAUGAAAUAGUGCCCUUCUCCAUUCGACGGGGUAAGCUGAGUGUACAAGGAGAGGUGUCAACUUUCAACGGCAAGCUCACAGUUGAAUUUGUAAAGGGCUAUUAUGAUAACCCCAAGGUCUGCGCUCUCUAUGUGAUGAAGGGAACACCAGAAGAUGUACCAAAACUUCAGCCGCACCCUGGCUUGGAGAAACACGAAGAAGAGGACGAAGAUAGCGAGGUAGGAGACGAUAUCGGGAAGAAGAAACUGCCCCCGGAUUCCAAGCCCAGGGUCCAGUCGGGACCCAGAACACCGAACCCGUACGCAGCUGACAACAGCAGCUUAAUGUUCCCCAUCUUGGUGGCGUUUGGCGUCUUCAUCCCUACGUUGUUCUGCCUCUGUCGGCUGUGAGAGACCAGAAUACGGACAUGGAGACUGUGACAGGUGAGGGGGGCGGGGGGUAAAAGCGUACACACAACGUGUAGGAAAUAGCAACCACGGAGGACAAUAAGACGAGGAGCCAUGAAGUGUUGCCACAUGGUAUGGCGAUGAGCCACAGAGAACGUGAAUGUUUGCUGUCCACCUUCUGAUGACCUUUUUGGAACAACCUUUGUCAUUUUCAUUUCAUUUGAUGAAGUCUUCAAAGGUGGGGGCUCAGCAAACACGGGAUCGAGCAUUAUUUCCGUAACACUCCUCAUUAUCAAGGCACAGCAACAGGGUCCAUAUGAAAUAAACCAAGAGAUGAAGUAAGGAAACGCGGCCACCAUCUUCUGUUUUUUUGACUCCUACGUCCAUGUGCCAUUAUCUUACUUAACGUGCCGUCAUCUAAUGAGUGCUGAACAGUAAUUACAGCAUGUCUUCAUUAUUAUCAUAAUAAUAAUAUUAAGGUUGGAUCCACUUCAAAAAUCCAUGAAGCAAGACUAUGCUCCUUUUGUUUCACCAAAGAAUGUUAAUCCAGCUUAUGUUGCCUGAUUUCAUUUAAGCUCAUCGAAAAAGAUGUUCCAACGUUUUAGGCUCAUGUCACUUUUUUUUUUCCUUUUAUCGCAUUUUUGACUUUGAUUUGUGGACUGACGGCUGUUUUAAUAGAAUGAACCACGAGCAUCUGUGCCAGUCUUACAUCCCUUAAAGUGGCUCUCAUGUAUUUACGACGAAAGAAGAAGCACAACAUCACUGUUGCUUGAAAAACUAAUGUUUACUCUUCAUCUUGUUCAAUUCCCAGCAGCCUUUUUAAAAACCUGUUGUCUUAAAGCUUGUGUGUGAUCUUUUUACCCCUUUUUUAGUUCAGCUGCCUUUUUUUUUUAAAUCUCUGAUCCGGUUAACGACCUGAAAGUGUUUCACAGAGGUGACAAAAGACGCCACAAAUCAUGUUGUGGAUCCUUCCUUGUUUGUUUCACCUCAUUUUUUUGGGAUGAUGUCAUUUUGUUUAAUUUCACUUCUGAAAGGAUGCAAGAACAUGAAUGAAUUCAGCACCAUAAUUAUCACGUUUGCUCUCUGCUGAUCUCCACUGUCACGUAUGUGUGUGUGUGUGUGUGUAUAUAUAAAGGUACAAGAUCGCACUUUUAAUUUGAAAUGAUACCCCACAUGUUUGUGUUAGCAAGGGGGUUUAUUCUUUGAUUUAUUUUGAGUUCAAUAUUUUCUCUUAAGGAGAGGAACAGUUGUAAAAAAAAAAAAAAACAAAGAAAAGAAA